Molecule: messenger RNA, 1792 nt
Organism: Meira miltonrushii
Lineage: Eukaryota; Fungi; Basidiomycota; Exobasidiomycetes; Exobasidiales; Brachybasidiaceae
Product: FAD/NAD(P)-binding domain-containing protein
Exons: 1
Coding region: 40-1632 (530 amino acids)
Molecular function (GO): FAD binding; monooxygenase activity
Source: RefSeq, a predicted model, not a curated record
CCUCUACCCUUGCCCCUCCCCCAAUUCAUAUCACACACCAUGCUCGUCAUCAUUGUUGGAGGUGGAAUCGCAGGUCUUGCAGCCGGCGCAUUUCUUCGCGAACGAACAAACUUUACGAUCGAGAUCUACGAACGAGGAGGACCGAUUGAUUUAACGGAUAAUUCGCCCAGAAGGGAUGAUUAUGGUAUUGCAGUAGCGCCAAACGGAGUUGCAUGUUUGAAACUUUUAGGGAUGGAUGAUCCACUUGAAGAUUUAAACGGAUGUGAAUUAAAUCAAAUCCUAUUUCGUACUUCUGAUAAUCCGACAGACGUUCCGAUUCAAAAGUAUAACUUUCGUGCUUUGUUCGGACAUCCAAGCGUUUUUUGUAGGAGAACGGCAAUGAUUCGCUGGCUUGCAAAAAAAUGCAUAGAAGAUCGUCCAGACGGUCGUGAAAAAGUAAUGAUUCAUUAUCAUUGCAAAACGAUCGGCAUUGAUGCGGCUCGUGGUGAAUUUCAAUAUAUCAAUGUUAAAUCACCAGAAGAUCAUCCAAUCGUUCAACGUUCAGCAGAUUUACUCAUUUGUGCAGAUGGAAUCGAAAAGAUUGGCCGAAGAGCAGUUCUAACAGCACAAGAAGCGGAAAAGAAAGGUGUCAUGGCAGGUAUGGUCACCUCUCGAGCAAAUCCAAAUCAAGCAAAGAUUCUCCAGUAUUCUUACAUGUCUGUCAUUUCACCUCAAGACUUACGUGAAAGACCACAAAUACGAUUCUUGGCUGAAGGACAAAGUGAACGUCAAAUUGGACCAAGUACAACUUUGGCCAAUUGGUAUCACAAUGCACCUCAAAAAGGUAUGUCUUCAGCAGAGAUCUUGAAAGCAUUGCAACAGCAUAAAAGGAUCGUACUCUACCCUAUCGAUAGACAGGGUUAUCAUCAAAUGUUCGCUUAUGGUGCAAUGACCGAUGAGAUUUUGGCAAGAUUUGGACGUGGUCCUUUAGUUUGCCGACCAGAAGAUGGAAGUUCAGCGCAAUCUACUCCAAUGACUUCUCCCACAAGUGCAAAUACAAGAAAUGUGCUUAGAGGUAGUAUUUUACAUGGUGCACCAACUGAAGAAGCCUAUGAAACUUUCCAAGUUUUCCACGAAGAAGCAAGUUCACUUUUAGCUCUACAUGAAGAAGAAGGUAUCAAUAUGUGUAUGAUUCGAGAUUCUGAUCCGAUCGAUCAUUGGUCUGUGAACGGACGUACAGUGUUGGUGGGAGAUGGAGCCCAUGCAUCCGUUCCACAUACCGGACAAGGAUCUUCACAAGCAUUAGAAGAUGCAGAAACUCUUUCUUUCAUCCUUGCGAAGUGGCAAACUGAACAUUCUGAUAUGCUUCAAGAGAAUGACAAACCUUGUUUCAAAGAAGUUUUUGAUAAAUAUGAACAAGUUCGUAUUCCCAAAGCACAUAAAGCUCAACUUACAGCAAGAAUGUCAAACGGACAUGUACCCGGAUUGGAAAAGAUGGAUUUGGACAAGUACAAUGCAGAGAUCUUAUUAUGGAAAUCAACUGAAAGAACACUUGCUGAGAUUGAAAAAGGUCUUUAUAACAAGUUUGAAACUCCUUCAAGUGAUAAACAUAUCAAGAUUAAUAGUCAUACAAGUUUAGGUAUCAUUGCUUAAGCUCAUUCUCUUUUCCCCCCACUUUGAUCUUUUUCCCGCUUAUUUGUUUGGCCGCGGCGUAUCUUCCGUAUCAUCUUCGGCCAAAUUGUUACUGUAUCUUUUGUUAGCGUAAAAAACCACACUAAUCACGCUAUAAUUUUAUUCUCUUUUAAUACGCUAA